UUCACCAGCUCUUUCAGCUCUAAGUUUUCUCACUGUCCGCCACUUUUCAGUUUGCAGCAGCCACUCAUUUUUUCAGUACUUCCCUCCAACAGAAGAAGUAUUAGACAUGGCUUCUGGUGUGAUUAUAAGCGAUGAGGUGGUUGAACUUUAUAAUGAAAUUAGAGUGCGCCAUCAUGGUUAUGAUGAAAAGGAGCGGUUAAAACUAGUGAUAAUGCGCCUGAGUGAAGACCAAAAGGCCAUUGUCGUGGAUCACAGUUCCACACUGAAGAACAAAGACCUGGAGAAUGAAAAAAACGUCUUCCAAAAGAUUGUCAGCAUGCUACCGGAAAAGGACUGUCGCUAUGCCCUUUAUGACUGCUGUUAUGAGACCAGUGAAACUCAAAAGGAGGACCUGGUCUUCAUCAUGUGGGCUCCAGAUGAUGCACCUGUAAACAAGAAAAUGGUCUAUGCAAGCUCAAAGGGAGGUUUGAAGAACAAAUUGAAGGGACUGAAGUUUGAAUGGCAGGUGAAUGACGAGGCAGACAAGGAAAUGGCAUCUCUUGUGGACAAGCUGGGUGGAAAUUGCAAAAUUAAGUCUUUAGAAGGAAAAUGUAUUUAGAACCACAGAACAAAACACCAAAUACCCCUAAACUUUAAACUGGAUAAUCUUCAUAGAUAAAAUUAGUUGGACAAUAGAAAUGUUUUUUUUUUUUAAUAUACAUUGCCUGACCAAAAAAAAAAGUCACCACUUGGAUUUAAUUAAGCAGAUAGUUAAGCACCAAUGUUUGGAUAAUAUUUGUAGUGAUUAAUAUGUUUCAGCUGGCAAGAAUUAUUUUAAUGCUACCGUAACUAAUACAGUGAGUAGCUUCUCAUUUCUUAAACAACCAUGUCAGAAGACGUAUUCUGUGGUCAUGGAAAAAAUGGUACUGUGUUUCAGAAGGGUCAAAUUAUUGGCCUGCAUCAAGCAAAGAUGGAGGGAAAAUUGAAGGAGAUUUCUGAAAUGACUGGAAUUGGGUUAAGAACUGUCCAACACAUUAUUAAAACCUGAAAAGAUAGUGGUGAACUGUCAAUUCCAUGGAAGAAAUGUGGUCAGAAAAAAAAUUUGAUUGACUGUGAUUGGAGAUCACUUAAAUGCUUGAAGUCGAAUACUAUAAUAACUGACCGUCUCUGUUUAAUAGUGAAAAUAAAAGCAUUUCCACAUGCACAAUGUGAUGAGAAUUUGCAGGAUUGCGAGUAAACAGCCUAUGUGACCAUAAGAAAACCACUUGUUAGUGAGACUAAUUGGAUGAAAAGGGUUCAAUUUCCUAGGAAGCAUAAAGAUUGGACUCCAGGGCAAUGGAAAAAGGUCUUGUGUGCUGAUGAGUCCAAAUUCACCCUAUUCCAGAGUGAUGGAUGUGUCAGGGUAAGAAGGGAAGUGCAUGAAGUAAUGCACCCAUCAUGCAUAGUGGCCACUGUACAAGCCUCUGGAGGCAGUGUUAUGAUCUGUGGUUGCUUCAGUUAGUCAGGUCAAGGCUUGGCAAGGUUAUUAGGCAAUAAAAUGAAAUCAGCUGACUACCUGAAUAUACAGAAUGACCAGGUUAUCCCAUUAAUGGACCCCCCGAUGGUAUGAGCAUAAAAUUAGGGCUCAAAAUUUGAAAGUCUUUGGGAUGUGUUGGAGAAGACUUUACAGAGUGGGUCAACCCACCCAUCAUGAAGAAAAGAUCUUGGUGAAAAAUUAAUUCAACUCUGCAUGGAAAUAAAUGUUACAUCAGGUUAUUGAAACAAUGCCAUGGUAAAUGCAACUUUUUUUUUUUGGCUGGGCAGUGUAAAAAGUGUUAUGUUUUUAUAAAGAUUAUUUCAUUUUUGAUAAGUGGACAUAAGUCAGAAUACCUUCCUGCUUCUUUGUAUAGAGAGGAAAAAACCCUUCAAAAAUAACUGAGUUUAUCCUUUUAAACUAUAAAUUGAAAUCUUACAGUUUUGCUUUUGAACACUGUACAGCAAACAAUUAAAGAUUUUAAAAUAAA
This is a messenger RNA of Neoarius graeffei (lesser salmon catfish), 1982 nucleotides long. It is a transcript of the gene cfl1l, whose product is annotated as cofilin 1 (non-muscle), like. Bases 107 to 598 code for a protein of 163 amino acids. Gene Ontology annotation, biological process: actin filament fragmentation; actin filament severing; cell motility. Lineage: Eukaryota; Metazoa; Chordata; Actinopteri; Siluriformes; Ariidae. The record is from RefSeq and is a predicted model, not a curated record. Gene Ontology annotation, cellular component: actin cortical patch; actin cytoskeleton; cytoplasm. The transcript has 4 exons. Gene Ontology annotation, molecular function: actin filament binding.